Molecule: messenger RNA, 3998 nt
Organism: Phycodurus eques (leafy seadragon)
Lineage: Eukaryota; Metazoa; Chordata; Actinopteri; Syngnathiformes; Syngnathidae
Gene: mak
Product: male germ cell-associated kinase
Exons: 12
Coding region: 1398-3155 (585 amino acids)
Biological process (GO): intracellular signal transduction; intraciliary transport; cilium assembly
Cellular component (GO): cilium; cytoplasm; nucleus
Molecular function (GO): protein serine/threonine kinase activity; ATP binding
Source: RefSeq, a predicted model, not a curated record
UCCAAAUAUUUGCAACUUGUUGAAUGACUGGCCGAGCUGUCAAACGCAAAUGAAUGAUUCUUUAUUCUCCUCUGCUGGCCCGGCGACCGACCGGCAAUUUAGAAGCGCAAUUCUUGGGUUCAAUGACUGCGGGUGGAGGUUUUUGCUUUCAUCCGCAACCUAUCGCACGAGAGCAAAAUGUGUUUUUGACGCACAAUUGGCAAUUGUUUAUUUUGCGUGCAGGUUUCCAGUACAAUUGACCUCGAUUGGCAACCUAAUGUCACGUAACGCGGAUAGAUCUUAAUUCCCUUGAAAUCCUCCUAACGACAGGUUGCCAUAUGUGAGGGCGCAGUGCAGGCCAGCUGUCCACCGGCUGUAGCCGGGCUCCAACAUUUUAAAGGGUAGGAAAAAAGGCAACAAAACCUCCAGAAUUUCUCAUUCGACCAAUAAUGUUUCUCCAGUUGCUCUCUGACGCCAAGGGUGACAGUCUAUUGAUAGAAAACGAAAUUAGUUUGACUGAUUUAGCAGCCAGUAGGAGCAACGGGCCACACUAAAGACAAAAGCAAAUGAUACGACGAGUUGGAGUUUGCGAAGUUGUAAUCUUUCACGACGAGAAGAAAUAUGAAUAUGAGGGUAGUCAUAAUUCGGUGAGUAAUAACGUCGAUAUCACGAACGAAUAGAUCCAAUGCUACAGUUUGCGAAUGUUUGAACGUCUCUGGAGAAAGAACUACACGUACUGAUAUUGCCCUUUUAUUGGGCUCAUUGAUAUUGAAAAAAUGUAAUCUCGGAACCUCGUUAACAGUCGUUUCUGGAGAAGGACAGCAGCAGUUGGAUUCCGACUCAUCAAAACUGUGACUUGUUUCACCAAACCCUAUUUGCUACUACAUGUUUUUUUGUUCUUUCUUGUCAUGGAGUUUGUCUAUUUCUCUUUUAUCUUGCAAGACCUUCUUCUUUCCUUCCAGCGUGGCCCCGAUCGUUUGUGAUGUACAAUACUUUCUUAACUAAAGAAAGUUUAUAUGUUGGUACAAAGUAGGCUUUCGCACUUACAGCUUGCCUAAUCUGCCGAGAGCCGGCAACGUCGGGUGUGCAUUUCCUGAACCGUUGUCACUGGGCCAAAUAUAAGAGGCGGCAUUUGCUACUUUGUCAAUGAUGUGAUAUAUUCUGUAAUGUUUGAUGAUAAAUGUAUGUCUGUACAAAGCGUGUGGGCUUGCUGCGGUGACCCGUAUCGAGCUUUCCGAUCAUGACUUCAUCCCUCCGAGAUGACUUUUGAAUCACAGCGCUUUGCUCUGCCUCGUCGACACAACUUCCCUGGAAAGGUGCAGAUGAACUCUCCUGGAAGGAGAGAGGAGACGUUUCAACCCUUGGAUCUACGAGCGGAGAUGACUUUUGAUAAACUGAUGCAACCAUUGUGAGACACGAUGAACCGCUACACGACCCUGAAGCAGCUGGGUGACGGCACUUACGGCAGCGUGCUGAUGGGGAGAAGCAACGAAUCUGGAGAACUCGUUGCUAUUAAGAGAAUGAAGAGGAAGUUUUAUUCAUGGGACGAAUGUAUGAACCUAAGAGAGGUGAAGUCGCUGAAGAAGCUGAACCAUGCGAAUGUUGUGAAGUUGAAGGAAGUCAUCAGGGAGAACGAUCACCUGUACUUUGUAUUUGAAUACAUGAAGGAGAACCUCUAUCAGCUCAUGAAAGACAGAGAAAAUAAGAUGUUCUCAGAGAAUGAACUUAGGAACAUCAUGUUUCAAGUGUUAGCUGGCUUGGCUUUUGUACAUAAGCAUGGUUUCUUCCACCGAGACAUGAAGCCAGAAAACCUCUUGUGCACGGGCCCAGAACUGGUCAAAAUAGCCGAUUUUGGACUGGCUCGGGAGAUCCGCUCCAAACCUCCCUAUACUGAUUAUGUGUCGACAAGAUGGUACCGAGCGCCAGAGGUUCUGCUCAGGUCAUCUACUUACAGCUCUCCUAUUGACUUGUGGGCUGUGGGAUGCAUCAUGGCAGAACUCUAUACACUCAGGCCUCUUUUCCCUGGGAACAGCGAAGUGGAUGAGAUUUUUAAGAUCUGCCAAGUCCUAGGCACGGUCAAGAAGCUGGAUUGGCCAGAGGGCUACCAACUGGCUUCGGCCAUGAACUUUCGAUUCCCUCAAUGUGUGCCGACCCCCCUGAAGACGCUCAUUCCCAAUGCCGGCAGAGAGGCGAUUUCGCUGAUGAAGGACCUGCUGCGGUGGGAUCCCAAAAAAAGACCCACUGCUGUCCAGGCCCUGCGUUACCCAUACUUCCAGGUUGGACAGGUCUUGGGUCCUCGUCCUCACAGCCAAGAAGCCAAGAAGGUGCAGGCCCGACAUAUAAUAGAGAAGCAGGUCUCAGAUUCUAACGUGCACCCCAAACAGUCCUCUUCGGAAGCCAAGACCUCUAAAUCUCCCCAAGGCACCCAUCAGCAUCAGCCUCUGCAGCAAAUGAUCCUGCCUCAAGCUGCACGUAAACCAGGUGGCAUCAACCAAGUAAAAGAAGCAUCAGUGGGCAAUGAAAACAAAAUUGAUCUAGGCGGACCGGGCAUGGUGAAGAAUGGAAGACGCCGCUGGGGCCAAACAGCAGCAACGACCCCAGAGAGCUGGGAGGAUUCUGAUCAGUCAGACACGGCCGCUUCUCACUUCAAGAAACCUAGUUUGGGGAACUCGGAUGAGGAGAGGAACUCAAAGAAACUUCGGCCACAGGCCACGGAGCAUAAACCUCUGUAUUCCUUCAGGACUAUAACGAAACUACCGAACAAUGUUAAGGUUGGUCCAGUGGACCCCGAUCUCCCAGGAUCUGCAGCACGCCAGCAUUAUCUCAGCCACUCGAGAUACCUGCCUGGUUUGAUCGGCAAGACUCAGGCAACGUCAGGAGAAAAGGUGUUGAGUGGUAUGACGUUACGGGACUUGUGGGAGAACUCCUCGUACGCUGUAAACAAGCCACUUGUUCCCAUUGGAGCGGCAUUAUCUGUCAACAGAGCCAACUCGGGCAAGCGAAUUGACAUCUCGCAUGCACGAUCACCGUCAGAAGUGUCCUGGAAUUGCUGUGCCAGCACAGCGGGGACCGAGGACGCCACCACACCCGGGCGAGAAGGGGGGGCCUACCCGAAGUCAUCAUGGCCCCGCGCACAGGACACCACCCACACCAAGGGACCGAGGGCGGUCCACUAGUCCCACCGAAGUGCCCAUAUUAUUAGUGAUUAUAUCUGGUCCCUGGGCAAAGAUUAGAGAUUUACCAGCUCAUUCUUGCUUAAUCAGUGGCUGGCUAAGUUCUGUAGCGAACAGGGACUGCCGAGGAUGGAUGGCAACCACCCUAAACAUAGAUACAGUUGAAACCAGAUGUUUACAUACGAUACAAUUACAUAAAAAGACAUACAAAAAUUGUCUUCUCACAGUCUGGAAUAAGUCAAAUUAAACUGUUCCUGGUUAGUUUUUAUUUGCUAAAUGCCAGAAUUAUGACAGAAGGAUUUUUAGGGCAAUUUUUCAUUUCCUUUUUCAAAGUCAGAGGUUUACAUAGAGUAAGAUUAGUAUGCCUUAAAACAAUUUGGGAAAACCAAGAUGAUUAUGUCAUUUCUUUGGAAGCUUCUGAUAGGGUUAUUGAUAAAUUAAUGAGAUUAAUUACAGACACAUCUGUGGACGUAUUAGAACUAGGCACAGUUGAAACAUCCUGCUUUUUUGUGAAACAUCGUGGGAAAGUCAAAAGAAAUCCGACAAGAUCUCAGGAAGAGAAUUGUGGACUUGCAUAAGUCUGGUCCGGAAUGUGCAAAUCGAACCCGAGAACAAAAGGGAAAAAAAAGCCUUGUGAAGAUCAUUAUCCACAGCGAAACGAGUACUGUGCCGGCAUGGAAAGAAGAAGCCAUUAGUCCAAAAUGGGGUUGGGUAAAGCCAGAUUAUACUUUGUAAAUGCACACAGGGACAAAGACCUUGAUUUUAGGAGACAUCUCCUGUGGUCUGAGAAAACUAAAAUUGAACGUGAAAAAAAAAAAAAUUGAAGGUGUAGAACCAUCUCAAGGA